Melanotaenia boesemani (Boeseman's rainbowfish) is the source of this 2327-nucleotide messenger RNA. RefSeq names its product CD226 molecule (gene cd226). Gene Ontology annotation, cellular component: external side of plasma membrane. Gene Ontology annotation, biological process: cytokine production; positive regulation of immunoglobulin mediated immune response; positive regulation of natural killer cell mediated cytotoxicity directed against tumor cell target. The record is from RefSeq and is a predicted model, not a curated record. Bases 78 to 1154 code for a protein of 358 amino acids. The transcript is spliced from 6 exons. NCBI's taxonomy places the organism in Eukaryota, Metazoa, Chordata, Actinopteri, Atheriniformes, Melanotaeniidae.
GCUAACAGGAAGUGCAGCUCAGGCGCCUAUCCACUCGUCUCAUCAAUGCAGCUUUCAUUCUCCCUCGGUGGGGCAAGAUGGAAGCUGUACAAAAAGACUACUGGUACUUCGUGGUACUUGUUUUUCUCUCUUUUCUUAAAGUUGCUGUCCAGCAGCAAGAGGUUGUUACGGUUCGGCUGGAGGAGGGGAUGGUUCUGGACUGCUUGUGCCCCUGGACUGGCAACCUCAGCAUGGUGUCCUGGACCAAAGUCCCAGACAAGCAUCCGGUGGCUGUGUUCCAUCCAGAGUUUGGAAUUGCUUUUUCUCACCAUUACAGAGAGAGAGUAGAGUUUUUGAGGACCACACCGUUGGAUGGAAGUAUUUCCAUUAGAAACGUCACUCAUCAGGAUAUUGGGCUCUACAGUUGUUCUGUUCAGACCUUCCCUCAGGGCCCCUGGAGCAGGAACAUUCAGGUGGAGGAUUUAGAUGAGCCACCAGAAGAAGACAACGGUACAGAGACCCCUCCCCCAGAGGUGACUGUGGCAGACACAGAGCUGAAAAUAGAGCAAAGCCACAACCUGACCAUCAAAUGUGACCACAAACACAACGGCACCGUCUACCAGGUCAUUUUGGAGAGGAUGCUUCAUGGCAAUCCCUGGGGCAUUAUUGGAGUGUGUAAGAAGGUGGAGGGUGGCCUGGUGUCCGAGGACUACAGCGACAGGGGCAGAGUCGACUGCACCGACAACCUGGAUGUCAGUCUGCUCUUGACUGAUGUUGCAGAGGAGGACAGUGGUUUCUAUCGCUGCACCUUUAACACGGAUGUGGGGGUGCAGACCACCACUGUGCAUCUCAGUGUUGCUGCUCCAGGUGGAUUCAGCCUGUCAUUAUACAUGAUGUACAUUUACAUCGGGGCUGGAGCUGCUGGCCUUGCUCUGCUUAUUGCCAUCAUCAUAGUAGCAAUGAGGCACAGAAAGAAGAACAGGAGAGAGGAGUACCGAGUCAAACUGCACCCUUCCCAGAGAAAGCCAAACCUCUAUGAAAACAGCAGCAUGUGUCCCAGGAUCCCAAAGAAGUCCAGACAGAUAAAAAACUGCCCGAUCUAUGCCAACCUGCAGACUGCGCGAUCGCUCCAAACUACACAUCAACAUCCCGAUAGGAGAACAUACGUGCUGUAACUGUGGCAUGAUGUGAGGAUGUACUUUGUGUCUUUCGCAGUUGUCAUUGUACUCUCAGCUACACACACACACAAACGACUCAUCAGUGUAUAUGUGAGCAAGAAUAAACAAACAUUGCCAAGUGCAGAUUAUAAUUAUUUGAGUUUUUUUUAAUCAUAUGCCGGGAUCACGCUGACUGAUUAAUAUCCACACAGCAGUUUGAAACGAGUUAACGAGCUGCUGCUCAUCUCGGAGUCAGAAAGCUGACAGGGAUGUUUGGGGCCGACCCUGCUCAUACUAAUUAAAUGUAGUAUGUAAUUACUGUUGAGAAAACAUUUGUUUUUGGCAAAACAAUAUUUGACAGUAACCGUCGUGCAGAAGAGAAGACAAAAGCAAGCAUAAUCUUUCUUUCACUUCUCUAACCCCCGGGUAAAACGAUUGACAAAAGCCUGUGUAAUUGCACUCUUUUCACUUUCAUCCCUCCUGGUUUCCAUUCAAAGCUUGACGAUAGUGUCUAAUCAUCUAACAGAAAAGAAAGGCAGUCACUCAGCAAUGUACCAUCACUUGAGACUACUUCUCUCCCCACCAGGCUUUCUGUCUAGGAUGGCUGCUUUCUAGCUCCAGCACACUCUUUUGUAUAAAAGCUAAAUUCUAAUUAGCAAAUCCUGGGCUGCAGUUUAUGACUCCAUAUAGUUUGUCUGUCCUUUUAUUCAUAAGUGUAUGCUCUGUUUUCUCUCUGCUUUAUAAAAUGUGAAAAAGAUGAUGAUGAACUGUCUUCUGUUUGGCAAUUUUGUAUUUAUUCUUUUAUUUUAUUUUUGAACUUGCUUCUUUUGUAUAUCAAUACUUGAGGUUUCUGGCACUGAAGUACAAUAAAGCUGUGUGCUGUUGGUGUAAUCUAAUUCAUUUAUCUCCAUAGAAAUGGAGGCAGUGGCAGAGGCAGUAGUGGAUGUAUGGGCUUUUCCCCUAGGAAACAAGACAAAUGUGGACAAGGUAGAAAUGAGGAACAAAAAGGGACAUUAUAGUUUCUUCUUCUUCUUUUUUCUCCCUUCUUGCUGAUGAAACAGCAGAAACAGUAACUGUACAUUUGACUGUGACGAUACUUAUGAUUCAUUGUGUGUGUGAUGUGAAAUAUUGAAGUUGGUGUGUAUGACUGGUGGAGACUGUCAAAGAGCAAACAAUAAAAGUGUUAGCAAG